GAACGUGCCGAGAAGUGUCGAAUCGCAGUGCAGUUUUGGUUAUCGUUAUCUUCACCCGCUUGCCGAAAUAUCAAUCGUCAAAUCGUUAGUUCCGAUAGAAAAAUCACGCAAUGGACUCGUGUAUGGCAACAAGUAGCGCUGCCGCGCUAUCUUCGAUGCCAACCUCUAUUUUCUCUCAAUUGUUGCACGUGCUCCUAGUAUCCCAAUGUACUUUGAGUACAAACGAAGAUUAUCCGGUGGAUCGUACAGAGGAGAUUUUAGCCUCGCAAAAAGAAUUCGAUUUCGUGAUCGUCGGAGCUGGAACAGCGGGAACCAUUCUAGCUCACAGAUUAACGGAAGUGCCCGACUGGAACGUUCUACUGAUAGAGGCUGGGGAGGAUCCGAUUCCAGAAAGCGACGUUCCUGGUCUCAUGUUGCUUCUCUUUGGUGAUUUUCAGGAUUACGCUUACAAGGCUGAAGCCCAAGUGGGCGUCUGCCAAGGUAUCAACAACAAACGAUGCAGAUGGUCGAAAGGCAAGGCUCUUGGAGGCAGUUCAGUGAUCAAUGCCAUGCUACACGUAUUCGGUAACGACAGAGACUACAACGACUGGGCUAACUUAGGCAACGAAGGCUGGAGCUACGAAGAACUGCUCCCCUACUUCAGAAAACCCCUAAACUGUCCACCUGAUCACUCAGCUAAAUGGGGCAGCAAACACUGCGGAACCGGAGGACCGAUGAACGUCAGAAGCUACAAUUACUCCAUGACGAACAUUCAAGACAUCAUCCUCGACGCUGUACGAGAAUUAGGCCUGAACGUCCUGGAGCCUCUCAUAGGCGAUCGUUUCGUCGGUUACGGAAGAGCACUGGGCACCAUCGACAAUGCGCGACGCGUGAACGCCGCGAAGGCGUUCCUGUCGCCCAUCAAAGAGCGCAAGAACCUGCACGUGAUGAAGUCGAGCAGAGUCGACAGAAUCCUGACGGAGAACGCUCGGGCAACCGGCGUUCGUGUCACCUUGAAAGACGGCCGAUCGAUCGACAUCAAAGCGACCAAGGAGGUGAUCCUCUCCGCAGGAAGCAUCGCUAGCCCUCAGUUACUCAUGCUUUCCGGUAUAGGACCCAGGCAACACCUAGAAGAAAUGGGAAUACCGGUGCUGGCUGAUCUACCGGUCGGCAAGAAUCUCCAGGAUCACGUUAUCUGGGUAGGGAUGCACAUAGGCUACGUGAACGAGUCGGUGACACCUCCUCUGUCGACGUACGCGUUGGACAUAACCUACGAGUACCUGGUGCACAAUUCCGGAGAACUGGCCACGGUUGGAAUCGAUCUCCUCGGUUUCGUCAACGUCAACGAUCCUAGCUCCAAGUAUCCGGACGUUCAGCUGGAUUUCGGCCACUUCCCGCGCUGGAACUUGCUCAAAGUAGGAACUCUGUUGAAAGCUUUCGACGCCUCCGACGAACUGAUACAAGCGGUAUACAAGGAGAUCAUGGAGGUGGAUUUGAUCAUUCCUUGUACAGUUCUGCUGAAUCCUAAGAGUCGAGGAAAGGUAGAGCUGCGUAGCAGCGACCCGGCUGAUCCUGUGAAGAUUUACGGGAAUUAUUUCACCGAGAAGGAGGAUCUGAGGACGUUGUUGAAGUCUGUGGAUCAGAUUAAGUCUCUGUUGAACACCGAAACGAUGAAGAAGUACGGUAUGCGGUUGCAGCACUUUGAUAUCCCUGGAUGUAGACAUACGAAGCCUGAUUCUGACGAAUAUUGGGAGUGCAAUGUUAGACACAUAGCUAGUUCGCUGUUUCACGCUGUUGGUACGGCUAGAAUGGGACCAAACGGCGAUCCCAUGGCUGUCGUGGAUCCGAGAUUAAGGGUGCACGGUGUUGAGAGGUUAAGAGUGAUCGACGCGUCGAUCAUGCCGAAGAUUGUCAGUGGGAACACUAAUUCUCCGACCAUGAUGAUCGCGGAGAAGGGAGCGGAUAUGGUCAAGGAAGAUUGGAAGAUUAAGGUUCGUGAGGAACUCUAG
This is a messenger RNA of Habropoda laboriosa, 1988 nucleotides long. RefSeq names its product glucose dehydrogenase [FAD, quinone]-like. Gene Ontology annotation, molecular function: flavin adenine dinucleotide binding; ecdysone oxidase activity. The record is from RefSeq and is a predicted model, not a curated record. The coding region runs from base 111 to 1988 and encodes 625 amino acids. Lineage: Eukaryota; Metazoa; Arthropoda; Insecta; Hymenoptera; Apidae. The transcript has 3 exons.